Messenger RNA from Aspergillus caelatus, 678 nucleotides. RefSeq lists its product as uncharacterized. The transcript is spliced from 3 exons. NCBI's taxonomy places the organism in Eukaryota, Fungi, Ascomycota, Eurotiomycetes, Eurotiales, Aspergillaceae. The record is from RefSeq and is a predicted model, not a curated record. The coding region runs from base 1 to 678 and encodes 225 amino acids.
AUGGUUAAUUGUACCUGGCCGGAAGGAAUCAUUGCGGAUAUCGAUCUGGUGCCCUGUGGCACUCUUAAUGGGACACAUCCAGUGCUACCAUGUUGCGCCCGCGGCGAUACCUGCCUCACCGAUAACAUUUGCGGAUAUAGUCACUCGACUCAGGGUGGGAGCGGAUAUUAUACCGCCGCAUGUACAGCGAAUUCCACUUCCUUUGACGAUACUGAGAACAAAUCUGUCUGUGUAAAUCGACGUGGUGAUACCUCAAUUUUCCCGAUAUUGUCUACGACUCAGGUGACGAUAUCUGGAAAUGCUGUGGUGGAACAUUCGAAAAACGAGAUUGCCAAUCUCCAUCAUCAGAAGACAGCUUCCACGCUGCCUCUCAAAAUGAUCUCAUCGCAUACUGGAUCCUCUUCAGGUUCCACAACUGUCACUGCAGAAAGUCAUCUAUCAGAUGAUGGCUCGUCCUCUCUAUCCACCGGGGCUAAAGCGGGUAUUGGGAUCGGUGCCGCGGUUGGGGGUAUUUUGCUCAUCACUGGGGCUUUCUUUCUCAUUCGUCGACGGCGCCAAAAGCACCAAGUCAUGCCAGUGACAGAGGGUCCGCUGCUAUCCCAAUCACCCUUUGCUAGCCCGCCACCGCAAGAGUUAUCGGCGACACACAAACGCCUAUCAGCGCAAGAGCUAGAAUGA